AUGUACCUGCCAAGAUCAAGAAUCCCUUUUUCGAAUUUAAAUACCACUUCUGCCUCUUGUACCACUGGCUAUGCCUUUCACGUGACCCACUGGCCGGCACCACCAUUGGCCGCCUGCCUGCCUCGCCUCUGCCUUGACCUGACGUACGCUACCUUACCACGCCUGGCCAUCUCUCGCAACCUCAACACCAGUGCUUCCCAUCUCGACUUCUUCUUGCCAAGCCCACCUCGUCGCCGCCCGUCGCCAUCACGUCGAGCGCCGCCACGCAGUACCCUCCCGUCCACCUACCACGACCCUUUUCAUUUUUGCCUCUUCGAGCCGCCGACCGUCACCAUGAACCCUGAAUACGACUACCUCUUCAAGCUCCUUCUCAUCGGCGACUCUGGUGUAGGAAAGUCUUGCCUGCUGCUUCGUUUCGCCGAUGACACCUACACCGAAUCCUACAUUUCUACCAUCGGUGUCGAUUUCAAAAUCCGCACCAUCGAGCUCGAUGGAAAGACGGUGAAGCUUCAGAUUUGGGAUACCGCCGGCCAAGAACGCUUCCGCACCAUCACCUCUUCCUACUACCGCGGUGCCCACGGCAUCUGCGUCGUCUACGAUGUGACCGACAUGGACUCCUUCAACAACGUCAAGCAAUGGCUGCAGGAGAUUGACCGCUAUGCCACCGAGGGCGUCAACAAGCUCCUCGUCGGCAACAAGAGCGAUAUGUCCGAUAAGAAGGUUGUCGAGUACACUGUCGCCAAGGAAUUUGCCGACUCCCUCGGAAUCCCCUUCCUCGAGACCUCGGCCAAGAACGCCAGCAACGUCGAGCAGGCUUUCCUCACCAUGGCCCGCCAGAUCAAGGAGCGCAUGGGCACCACAGCUGCCAACAACACCAAGCCCAGCGUACAGGUCGGCCAGGGCCAGGGCGUCGGCAACAACUCGAACAACAGCUGCUGCUAA
Molecule: messenger RNA, 942 nt
Organism: Akanthomyces muscarius
Lineage: Eukaryota; Fungi; Ascomycota; Sordariomycetes; Hypocreales; Cordycipitaceae
Exons: 6
Coding region: 1-942 (313 amino acids)
Molecular function (GO): GTP binding; GTPase activity
Source: RefSeq, a predicted model, not a curated record